Messenger RNA from Mya arenaria, 1712 nucleotides. RefSeq lists its product as uncharacterized. The record is from RefSeq and is a predicted model, not a curated record. Bases 165 to 848 code for a protein of 227 amino acids. NCBI's taxonomy places the organism in Eukaryota, Metazoa, Mollusca, Bivalvia, Myida, Myidae. The transcript has 8 exons.
CAUUUCUGUUUACAUUCUGGCACAGUUUACACAUGAGUAAUAGUCAUCCGUUGGUUGACAGGUAAAAAUCGAUUUUGAAAUCAUUUUCGAAGAAUAGAAUCAACAUCGUUGCGAACUAGAACACCACUUGUUAUUGUCCAGAAGCUAGACAACCGUUUCACAUCAUGUCGAAGCAAGGAUAUGUUUACAGCAGUACCCCGAACCAAGCAAUCUAUAUUCCUCCAGGACAGGGGACAAAUGUAGUAAUCGCACAGCAGCAGCCCAAUGUGGUAACCAGGUCUUCUCAUGGCUUAUUUGGUCAGUUGGGUCGGGAACUGAACAACCUCGGCAGAACCAUCAGUCGCGAGGUGGACUGGACAGCUGCAGAGAUCAACAAAAGUCUUGCCACAACCGCACAGGGGAGGGUGCUUCCAUUGUUCCAGACUGGUAACCAACUCCAGUUGGUUUCCCGGGUGACGGGACGCAGUCUAGAGAUUCUCCAGGGGCCUUCAGGGCUUAUGCUGGAUGGGCUGGGUCAGGAUCAUGCGCCCAAUGCUGUGUGGACUGUAGUGAACGAGGGAAACAACCAGGUCCGCCUUCAUAACAACAACAACUACCUAACCGUCGUCAACGGCAACACCAUGGUCAUAAACAUGCCACCUGGUCAGAUGCACGGAGUUGAGACGAAGUUCCAGCUGUACGAGCGUGGAGCGUUUGUGCACCUCGAGUCUAUGAAGGAACGGGGCCGGCACUUGGGGAUCCUCCCUGGGGGUCAGCUGAAACCUGCUCUGGCCACGGGAAAAGAGGAUCACUCCAUGUUCGGAGUCAGACUGAUUUAUUCCCCAUAUGCUGCAACCGGUGGGAAAUAAGAUGGCCAUCAACUUCUGAAAACCCAAUAUUUAAGUGAUGUUUCUUCAUCCUGCGCCAUUAUAACCUGGAUGACCUGUCACUGGACCAGAGGGUCACAAGAUACAAUAAAAUUCUCUCCUUUUUAAAGCACCAUUUUCCAGUGAACACAGAAUCUAGGUGAAAUCCAGAAAACAAUCGUUUAUAAUUAUGAAUAUAUGGUUUACAUGCUGCUGUGUUUUUACAAUACAGAUCACUUCUUUCUGUUAUUUUAUUUUAUUAACAGUUUAAUGAUUAUAGAUCUGUGUGUAGAAGGUUCGGUUUGUGUGUUUUUUAGUUAUAUUUUGAAUGGACUCCCCUCUUGAUUACAUCAUUUGAUGUGUGCCAUAGAUUUCAUGGAAACACUUACUGUACAUAGCCAGUAAGCUCAAGUUAUUUAUUUUUUAAAAUAAAAAAUAUCUAAUAAUUCCAACCUAAAAAUAACAAUGCCAAAAAUGUGGAUUUUUUUUUUCACAUUUUUGCAUCAUAAUUUUUAUAUUUUAUAAUAUUAAAAAAAUAUAUCAGUUAAAAAAUAAUAAUUUGAUAAAGUUUGAAAAUCCAGUGCCAGUGGUACAGUUCUCACAAACUUUUUCCCAUUUUUCCAUUAUUCAGUGUGAUUUUUAUAAAAAAAUAAUUAAGAAAAAAACAUUAAAAAGGUGCUCUAUUGAUAUACAUGUAUACAAGUAUAUUGACUUGAUUAUUCAAUGAUUGUAUGUUGUUGUUGAUUUUUAAAUCUACAAACGUUUAAGUUUCAUUUUAAAUAAAAAAGAUAACUAAAUUAAUCUUUAUCUUCCAGUUCGUUUCAUUUUUUAUCCUAAUUUUGUCCAUUGUAUUAUUUUUAUUUUUUU